GCGCGAGUUCUACGGCGCGCGCGCGGAGCGGCUGCUGCGGGAGGAGGAGCGCCGUCUGCUGCAGCACGCCGCCGCCCUCGUGCAGGAGGCGCGCCAGCACCACCGCCCCGAACACCCGCUGCACCGCGCUGUCGACAGCUACUGCAAGCAGCAGCGGCUGUACAGCAUGCCGGCCCUGCCGCGGCCGCUGCAGCUGCACUUCCCGCAGUACGCGCCCGAGGAUCGCUCCGGGCAGGCGGCGCGCCUCCACCUGGACGAGGCCCCGCCCUCCACACUGGCCCCGCCCACAACUGACGCGGGGAAAAGAGAUGGACUCCUCCAAGGGGCUAAAUCUGCGAGGGGUGUAGAGGAAGAAACUGAACAAGCAUACAAGCGGCGAGGACCUGCGAAUGGUCUGCAGCGGAAGAAUGUAGAGGAAGAGCUGAAGCUCCCCCCCAUAAGCCAGACAGAUAAGCAGCGCGUCUCGCCGCACGGCAAAUGAUACAAGUUAUAUAGAAAUUAUUAUUUUAUUUUUAUAUGUUUAGAUCUGUAUUUUUGUUUUGUUCAUUGUAGAGAGUUCAUGGCACAAUGGUGAGAUGGGUGACUAGAGAUGACAAAAUUUCCUUGUUCUUGUUGUAUGUUCAUGUAUGAGACACGCCCGCACACACACAAAGAUGGAGACUAUCAAAUAUAUAUUUCAUAAAACUUUAUAUUUUCCAUCUAAAAUAUUAUAUAUAUGCUCUCGUCGCGUCUCAUGCAUUUCAUAAGAUAAAUAAAUAUUCGUUGGGUUUACAAAAUAGUCGUUUCCUUAAUAUAACUUAAAUGUAAUUUAGACAAAUAUUAUAAAUGGCUACAAGAUUCUUUGGUCACAUUGAGUGUAGAUUUUGUUCGACGGUGGAUUUCAUACUUUUGGCUAAGAUAAGUUGGGAUGUCAAAUGAUUAACAGAAAAUUAUAAUUCAUAAAAACAAACCGACAGACCUACUUACAUUAGUUACUAUUUACAAUACUAGGAUAUUUAUUUUAAACUUUUUACAUGUUAAAUAAAAUGUUGUAUUUUUGUGCGCGUUUAAACAAGUGUUGUUUGUAUCAGAGGUAAAGGUUUUCUUUUAGUUCACAAUGAGAUAGAAUUCUGCCAAUCGAUAAUAAAACUCUCGGCAAUUUAACACUAUAUUCCACUUUGGUUCGUUAUUGUCUACAAUGAUAACAAAAAUAUUAUUGUAUCGGAUCAAGGAUUCCUAAAUUAUAAAUCUAUGGAAAUGAUAAAAAAUCUGAAAUGCGACAUGUCAUACAAAUAUAAAUUCUUAUCAACAAUAAAGUCAACGAAAUGUAAACCUAAAAAAUACCUCAAUAUUAUUU
Messenger RNA from Papilio xuthus (Asian swallowtail), 1336 nucleotides. RefSeq lists its product as uncharacterized. Bases 167 to 481 code for a protein of 104 amino acids. The transcript has 4 exons. The record is from RefSeq and is a predicted model, not a curated record. Lineage: Eukaryota; Metazoa; Arthropoda; Insecta; Lepidoptera; Papilionidae.